AUGUCUUCACGAAAUAGAAAAAUAUAUGUUUAUCGAGGACGACCUCGACGAAACAAUAAUUUCAAUACUUUCUGUACAGUUUUGGGAUUUAUAUUUUUAAUAUGUGCUUUAGAUACAUAUAGCAAAAAAUCUGAAAAUCAGUUAGAAUUGGUUAAUGAUGAAGAACUAUUAACGUUAAUUAAAACCGAAAAAUAUGUUGUUGUUUUAUUUACGAAGAAAGAUUGUGAAGUUUGUGAUAAUUAUGAAACGGAGCUGAUACAUAUUCGUGAAGAUUUAGUCGACUCUCUUAACGCAUGGGUUGUUAAAGCUGUGAACAGUCCAAUGGUACGAUUGUACAGUCCUACAAAAGAACCAGCUUUGGUAUUUUUCCGGCACGGCAAUCCAUUACUUUAUGAUGGGCCUUUAAAUGAUGAAUUAAUGUUACAUACGUUAACUGAUAACAAAGAACCGGUUGUAAAGGAAUUAUCAGAUGAUACGUUUGAGCAUUUAACACAAGCUGCGACAGGAGCUACCACUGGUGAUUGGCUUGUGAUGUUCUAUAGUAAUGAAUGUGUAGAUUGCCAAAGAUUACAAGCCCGUUGGGAAGCUGUAGGUUCUAAAUUGAAAACUAGAAUGAAUACGGCAAGAGUUAAUAAGGGGGCAAAUGGUGCUGCGACUAGUCGAAGAUUUGAAGUACAAGAAGUUCCUAGUUUUAUUCUAUUUCGUCAAGGGAAAUAUUACCGCUAUACAUUAUCCAAACAUGAUGUUGCAUCUUUAGUAUCUUUCGCAGAACAUGGAUAUAAAAAUGCACGAGGAGUUCCUGUUCCUGUACCACUAUCUCCAUUUGACGAUUUAACAAUAGCGAUAGCUGAUUACCUAAGGGAAAAUCAAUGGUUGUUCACAGUGGGUUUAGGAACAUUUGGAAUUGGUGUAUUAUUAGCACUUUGGCAUAAAAUACGGUCAUCAAAACAAAAAUCACCAGAAAAAAAGAAGAAAUAGUUCCACACAAAAAUUCAAAAAAAAAUGCAUUUUUAAUUUUAAAAAGUUGUAUUUUUUUAAGUAUCUUUUUUAUAAGGCAUUUUGAUAUAUUUUAUUAACAAAUAAAUUUUAUAAAAAAACGUUAAAAUGUUUAUGAAAAAGAUUUAUAAUGAUCUCUGACGUUUCUUACAAUGGCAGCAUUUUUAUUUCAAUUUUAUUCGAGUCGUUUUGGUGCUUGAGAUUGAAAUUUGUUUGGAAAGUUUAGUAGAAAUUUAAAAAAUUUAUAAUUCUAAGAAGAUAUCAUUCGAAUAUUUCUUUCACUGGCGGAUGCAGUGUACAUGAAGUUAGAAAGAAAGAAUAGAUGGCCAUCUCUGGGGUUCUUAUAUCCAGUCUCAUUUUCCGGGAGGCAUCAAUACGUUGAUUCAUUAAUUAUAAACUUUACCUUCCGAAACAGAGGCGCCCUCUUCUAACGAGUUUUGCUGAAAACAAAUAACUAAAAAAUUGUCUUCAAAAUUGAUUCCAUAACGGAUGCGUCUAGAUUUACAUCUAGAUCCAAACCAUCUGUUCCUUCUAGACUUGUACAGAAACGUAACAUAAAUUAAGAUUUCAUGGUCCUCCAUAUAUUCCCUUUAUUUUUGAAAUAUCAGAUGACUUUUUUACGUCAAAUCUGGUUUAUCAACAUUGAAAACUUCUCUAAACUUUCCAGGUAAGAAACUUCUCGAUUAUUGAACGAUUUAUUAAACAAAAUCGAUCAUUACAAUUUCAUAAACUAAAUAACCAGAAAUUAUUCUUAACUAAA
Messenger RNA from Chrysoperla carnea, 1756 nucleotides. RefSeq names its product thioredoxin domain-containing protein. Lineage: Eukaryota; Metazoa; Arthropoda; Insecta; Neuroptera; Chrysopidae. Bases 1 to 978 code for a protein of 325 amino acids. The transcript is spliced from 5 exons. The record is from RefSeq and is a predicted model, not a curated record.